Nestor notabilis (Kea) is the source of this 1757-nucleotide messenger RNA. It is a transcript of the gene KIRREL3, whose product is annotated as kin of IRRE like 3 (Drosophila). The record is from RefSeq and is a predicted model, not a curated record. Gene Ontology annotation, cellular component: cell-cell junction. The transcript is spliced from 14 exons. Gene Ontology annotation, biological process: synapse assembly; cell-cell adhesion. Gene Ontology annotation, molecular function: cell adhesion molecule binding. NCBI's taxonomy places the organism in Eukaryota, Metazoa, Chordata, Aves, Psittaciformes, Psittacidae. The annotation marks the transcript as partial.
UUCCUCCAGAUGAUCCUGUCAUUAUGGGGGGUCCCAUCAUCAGCCUGAGAGCAGGAGACCCCCUCAACCUGACCUGCCAUGCAGACAAUGCCAAGCCAGCAGCCUCCAUCAUCUGGAUGCGGAAAGGAGAAGUCAUCAAUGGAGCCACCUACUCCAAGACACUUCUCCGUGAUGGCAAGAGGGAGAGCAUCAUGAGCACCCUUUUCAUCGCCCCCUCUGAUAUUGAGAAUGGGGAGAGCAUCGUCUGCCGUGCUACUAACAAAGCCAUUCCCAGUGGGAAGGAGACCUCGGUCACCAUUGAUAUCCAGCACCCACCCCUGGUGAACUUGUCUGUGGAGCCACAGCCGGUGCUUGAGGAUAACACUGUGAAGUUCCACUGUUCUGCCAAGGCCAACCCUGCUGUCACCCAGUACAGGUGGGCGAAAAAGGGCCAGGUGAUAAAAGAAGCAUCCGGUGACUUCUAUGAAACCAUCGUGGAUCACACCUUCUUCUUUGAGCCCGUCUCCUGCGAAGUCACCAACGCACUGGGCAGCACAAACAUCAGCAGGACUGUGGAUGUCUACUUUGGGCCCAGGAUGGCAACAGAACCACAGUCCCUGCUGGUUGAUCUGGGCUCAGAUGCAGUCUUCAACUGUGCCUGGACUGGGAACCCAUCUCUCACCAUCGUCUGGAUGAAGCGAGGCUCAGGAGUGGUCCUGAGCAAUGAGAACAAGCUGACCCUCAAGUCCGUCCGCCAGGAAGAUGCUGGGAAAUACGUGUGCCGAGCCGUGGUGCCGCGGGUGGGCGCAGGCGAGCGGGAGGUGACACUCACCGUCAAUGGGCCACCCAUCAUCUCCAGCACCCAGACACAGCAUGCCCUGCACGGCCAGAAAGGGCAGAUCAAGUGCUUCAUCCGCAGCACCCCACCACCAGACCGAAUUGCUUGGUCCUGGAAGGAGAACGUCCUGGAGUCUGGGACAUCUGGACGCUACACAGUGGAGACGGUGAGCACGGAUGAGGGUGUGAUCUCCACGCUGACCAUCAGCAAUAUUGUCCGGGCUGAUUUCCAAACCAUUUACAACUGCACUGCCUGGAACAGCUUCGGCUCCGACACGGAGAUCAUCCGGCUCAAAGAGCAAGGUACGGAAAUGAAAUCAGGAGCUGGUAUUCAAGCAGAGUCGGUGCCGAUGGCGGUUAUCAUCGGAGUGGCCGUGGGGGCCGGCGUGGCGUUCCUGGUGUUGAUGGCCACCAUUGUUGCCUUCUGCUGUGCCCGCUCCCAGAGGAAUCUCAAAGGUGUGGUUUCUGCCAAGAAUGAUAUCCGUGUGGAGAUCGUGCACAAGGAGCCAGCCUCGGGCAGGGAGACAGAGGAGCACCCCACCAUCAAGCAGCUGAUGAUGGACCGGGGGGAGUUCCAGCAGGACUCGGUGCUGAAGCAGCUUGAGGUGCUCAAGGAGGAGGAGAAGGAGUUUCAAAACCUGAAGGACCCCACCAACGGCUACUACAGCGUGAACACCUUCAAGGAGCACCUCGUGGGCGGACCGCCCCGCCUCUACGACGACAGCCAGCGCUUCGUGCUGGGCAUGGGCAGCAGCUCCAUCGAGCUGUGCGAGCGCGAGUUCCAGCGCGGCUCCAUGAGCGACAGCAGCUCCUUCCUCGACACCCAGUGCGACAGCAGCAUCAGCAGCAGCGGCAAGCAGGACGGCUACGUGCAGUUCGACAAGGCCAGCAAGGCUUCCGCCUCCUCCUCCCACCAUUCCCAGUCUUCUUCCCAAAACUCA